UUUCCUAUACAUCUUCAAAAAGACAUUUUAAAAUAAGUGGAGUACUGUCUUUCUACUGCGAGCAAUGCGAUGUAAAAUAACGUAUACGCCGGUUUCGGCUAUGAAGUGUUUUCUCUUGCUCGUUCUGGUUAUUGGCCUGGAUUUAUCCUCGGCCAACUCGAUUUCCAGCUAUAACCACUACCGACUGCCAACUGCCUUAAGACCCCAAAAGUAUUACUUGCGUAUCCUGACACUGUUGGAAAGUCCUGAUGAUCUCCGUUUCGCCGGAAAUGUGCAAAUCGUGAUUGAAGCCCUGAAAAACACCAGGAACAUAACGCUGCACUCGAAGAACCUGACCAUCGAUGAAUCCCGGAUCACCCUGCGCCAAAUUAGCGGUGCGUCAAACAAGGAUAAUUGUGUGUCAUCCACAUUCGUUAAUCCCACCCAUGACUAUUACAUCAUGCACACCUGCGAGGAACUUUUGGCCGGCAAUGUGUACAAACUUGGCCUUCCAUUUUCUGCUGAUCUAACUCGUCAACUUUUUGGUUACUACCUCAGUUCCUACAAGAAUCCUGUGACCAACAAGACACGCUGGCUGUCUGCUACUCAAUUCGAACCAUCCUACGCUCGAAAGGCAUUUCCCUGCUUCGAUGAGCCCGGUUUUAAGGCAUCCUUUGUGGUCACUUUGGGCUAUCACAAGCAGUUCAAGGCGCUCAGCAAUAUGCCCGUGAGGGAAAUCAGGAAACACGAGUCCCUUCCAAACUACAUAUGGUGCGAGUUCCAGGAGUCGGUGCCGAUGUCCACCUACCUGGUGGCAUAUUCAGUUAAUGAUUUCACCUUUAAGCCCUCCACUCUGCCAAAUGGAGCUCUAUUCCGGACUUGGGCCAGGCCCAAUGCGAUCGAUCAGUGUGAUUAUGCCGCGGAGUUUGGACCCAAAGUGCUGCAAUACUACGAGGAGUUCUUCGGCAUCAGGUAUCCGCUUCCCAAGAUCGAUCAGAUGGCAGUUCCGGACUUCAGCGCUGGUGCCAUGGAGAACUGGGGUCUGGUCAAAUACAGAGAAUCCACACUUCUCUACUCGCCGACCCACUCUUCACUGGCGGAUAAACAGGACCUGGCCAAUGUAAUAGCUCAUGAGUUGGCCCACCAAUGGUUCGGUAAUCUGGUGACGAUGAAGUGGUGGACCGACCUCUGGCUGAACGAGGGAUUCGCCACCUAUGUGGCCGGCUUGGGAAUGCAGAAAAUCCAUCCGGAGUGGGACUCAAGGGAUAAGAGUUCUUUGGUCGCUCUGAUGACCUCCUUCCGCCUGGACUCGCUGGUGAGCAGCCAUCCCAUAUCGAGGCCCAUUCGAAUGGUGGCGGAAAUCGAAGAAAGCUUUGAUGCCAUAUCUUACCAAAAGGGAUCCGCGGUGUUGCGAAUGAUGCACUUGUUCAUGGGCGAGGAGUCCUUCCGAUCGGGGCUAAAGGAGUAUCUUAAGGUUUACGCCUAUAAGAACGCCGAACAGAAUAACCUAUGGGAGUCACUCACCACAGCAGCUCAUCAAAAUGGAGCUCUGGCCGGGCACUAUGACAUAAAUACCAUUAUGGACUCGUGGACUCUGCAAACCGGAUACCCUGUGCUCAAUAUUACCCGUGACUAUUCGGCUGGAACCGCUGAGAUUACCCAGGAACGUUACUUGCGCAACUCCCAGAUACCCCAAGCGGACCGCGUUGGCUGCUGGUGGGUGCCACUGAGCUAUACUAGCCGGGAGGAGAAUGACUUCAAUACCACGGCACCCAAGGCGUGGAUGGAGUGCAGCAGUACGGACGAAGGUGUGCCUACAAUCAUUGAUCAUCAAGCUGGACCCGAAGAAUGGCUGAUCCUCAACAUUCAGCUGUCGACGCCUUACAAAGCCAACUAUGAUGCCAGAAACUGGAAGCUGUUGAUUGAUGCUUUGAACAGCAAGGAGUUCGAGAGUAUUCACGUGAUCAACAGAGCCCAGCUUUUAGACGAUGUCCUCUACUUCGCCUGGACGGGGGAACAGGACUACGAAACCGCACUGCAAGUGACCAACUAUCUGCGGAGGGAACGAGAUCUUAUUCCUUGGAAAUCGGCCCUGGACAACUUGAAGUUGCUGAACCGCAUCCUGCGACAAACUCCCAACUUUGGGUCAUUUAAACGCUACAUGAAGAGGCUUCUUACUCCGAUCUAUGAGCACCUGCAUGGCAUGAACGACACUUUCAGCUCGAUGCCGCAGCAGGAUGAGGUCCUUUUGAAGACUACGGUGGUCAAUGUGGCGUGUCAGUACGACGUAUCCGAUUGUGUGACCCAGGCGCAGGCCUAUUUCCGCAGAUGGCGGGCAGAGGCCAAUCCUGACGAGAACAACCCGGUUCCAUUAAACCUUCGCAGCACAGUGUACUGCACAGCAAUAGGUCAAGGCACGGAGGAGGAUUGGAACUUCCUGUGGACGCGGUACAGGAAAUCGAAUGUGGGAUCCGAGAGGCAGACCAUCUUGAGUACCCUGGGCUGCUCGAAGGAGGUUUGGAUACUGCAGCGUUACAUGGAGAAGUCAUUCGAUCCCAAGAGCGCCAUUCGCAAGCAGGACUCAUCGCUGUGCUUCCAGGCGGUGGCCUCCGGGCAAGUGGGCUUCCUCCUGGCCAAGCAGUACUUCAUAGAGAAUGUUGAGCUUAUCCACAAGUACUAUUAUCCACAGACCAGAACCAUGUCGCGACUAUUGACGCCGCUGUCCGAGCAAGUUAGCACACUCAGUGAUCUGAAAAAGUUCAGAUCCUUUGCCAACGAUUCCCGACAGUUACUGAAGGGCAUUCGUCAGGCGAUGCAGCAGAGCCUGGAGACGAUGCUCACCAAUGUGCAGUGGAUGGAUUGGAACUAUCAUCAGUUCUCCCGGACCAUACGCCGCCAUUUGUGAUGCUCACCAAUGGGUUUGGAGCCUCCCAAAAAGCCUCUUUAAUGUUAUAGUAUUAUAAGUGAAGAUUGAAAAUACAAACAAGAUUACCCGUUUCUCAGUUAGUGACGAUAGAACGACGAAGAAAUUUCGAAAUUCUUUUUGCAAAUUCUUGCCAAACAAAUAAAAAAUAUAUUUAUUAAUCUGUAUGCUUAAU
This is a messenger RNA of Drosophila mauritiana, 3077 nucleotides long. RefSeq names its product aminopeptidase Ey-like. NCBI's taxonomy places the organism in Eukaryota, Metazoa, Arthropoda, Insecta, Diptera, Drosophilidae. The transcript is spliced from 7 exons. Gene Ontology annotation, molecular function: metalloaminopeptidase activity; peptide binding; zinc ion binding. Gene Ontology annotation, cellular component: cytoplasm. Gene Ontology annotation, biological process: peptide catabolic process; proteolysis. The record is from RefSeq and is a predicted model, not a curated record. Bases 65 to 2884 code for a protein of 939 amino acids.